AUGAGAGUACCGCCGCUCUCGGUCAAACUCUCAUGGCCCACGCCAAAUUACACCAAUCCUGAGCUGCGCGGCGAUGGGCUUUACAUCACAUUGAUUACCUUUUCGAUCCUGGUCUUCAUUGCGGUCGUGGUGCGAUUAUGCUCGCGAAUAUUCAUCAAACGCUUCUUCGGCUGGGACGAUGGCUUGAUAAUACCGGCAGCAAUAUUUACUUUAUCCACCAAUGCUGUCGUCAUUCUAGCACAAAGUCGAUACGGCUGGGAUCGGCACGAAUGGGACUUGCGUCCUGAUAUGAUCCAACCCACGAACAUCAGUGCCUAUGUGGCCAAGAUGACCUUCAUGCUGGGGUCGAUGUUUUGUCGUCUCUCCCUGAUUUGCUUCUAUUACCGCCUGGUCCGGGAUAGCUCGCUCAAGUGGUUUCAAUAUAUCCUUCACGCCAGCUUGGCAUUCAACGUCGUGAUUGGACUUGCAUUCGUCUGUCUGAGCUGCUUUGGUUGCACGCCGAUCAAGGCAUAUUGGACCUAUCCUCGAAUGCGUGAUGGUCGGUGCAUUGACGAGAGCAUCGAGGUCAUAUCGAUGGGCGUUGUGUUCACUACAGCAGACUUUCUGACCACCAUCACUCCGAUCCCACUCGUCAUGAGCCUGCAGAUGCCUACCAAAGAUCGAGUAUGGGCAUGCCUGCUGUUGAGCUUGGGCUUCGUCGUCACGGUGGCUGGCUGUAUACGCACAUACUUCGUCUGGCGGUCCAUGUUUGCCUCCUGGGACCAAACGUGGGAGGGUUACUUUAUGUGGAUUUCUGCCGCCGUGGAGUUGGACAUUGCUGUCCUGUGCGCUUGUGCACCCGCCCUGAACUCUUUGCUCUGUGAGCAGCUAAGCAAGAUCCCGAGUCAGUUGAAAUCCGGCUUGAGCUCAAUUGGCCUCUUGAGCUCUGCGAGACGAUCGGGCUCCUUCCCCAGCUUCUUUUCCGACUCUGAACGGCCAUCGCGAUCUCGCUUCUUUACACGCCGGCAUGGAGAUGUCGAGACGGCAGAAUCAAAAAUCUCUGAAGACGACGCGGACGUAAAAUCACAACAGGGCUAUCACGCCCGGGAGUACACGACGGUUAUUCCGAACGAUCCCCAGGCAGAUCAUCACUCUGUUACUGGUGCUGCUGCGUCACCGCCGAAGCUCCAGAUCAUUAUGAGACAGUCCAUCAAUCAAGUAAGAACGACAGAUGUCAUGCCGUCACCAGGCUUCUCAAUAUUCAACCCGCGCAGUCCGAGUGAGCGAUCGUGGCGAUGCAAAGCAUGGGUCACGGGCGGUUUCACGAAGAAGUAAUGCAGAGACCAUACUAUGCCCUCUUCCAAGGGUUGGAAGACCAAGCCAUGAAGGGUAGCUGUUUCAGCCUGUAGAAUAGCUUUCACGAACACUUUGGGCUUGCUCGAUUACAUGUAGAACCAUCAGAAAUACAUUCAAACUUUUUUCCUUCCC
Molecule: messenger RNA, 1467 nt
Organism: Dissoconium aciculare CBS 342.82
Lineage: Eukaryota; Fungi; Ascomycota; Dothideomycetes; Mycosphaerellales; Dissoconiaceae
Exons: 5
Coding region: 1-1314 (437 amino acids)
Source: RefSeq, a predicted model, not a curated record